Temnothorax curvispinosus is the source of this 1327-nucleotide messenger RNA. Its product is annotated as speckle-type POZ protein-like. The transcript is spliced from 3 exons. Lineage: Eukaryota; Metazoa; Arthropoda; Insecta; Hymenoptera; Formicidae. Gene Ontology annotation, cellular component: cytoplasm. The coding region runs from base 47 to 1015 and encodes 322 amino acids. The record is from RefSeq and is a predicted model, not a curated record. Gene Ontology annotation, biological process: proteasome-mediated ubiquitin-dependent protein catabolic process; regulation of proteolysis. Gene Ontology annotation, molecular function: ubiquitin protein ligase binding.
CUUCGGCCCGUCGAAUAUUGUUACAAGAUGUCGCACGAAUUUCCAAAUGAGGAAAAUAUUAUUUGAAUGGACCAUCGAGAAUUUCAGUUUAUGCUACUUAAACAUACUAAAGUCUUCUACAUUCCCAGAAGGGGUCAAUAAAGAAAUAACAUGGUGCCUGGAAAUGCAUGGCUUGUGCAGGGACUACCUGUCACUUACUCUCAUUCUCGUUUCGUGUAGGGCGUCACAAGUUGUAAACGCUAAGUACAAAUUUUCAAUUCUCAAUGCCAAAAAAGAAGAAAAGGAAAUAACAGAAAGUGAUGAUAUACUAUCGUAUACUCACAACGGAAAAAGCCACUGUUGUAAACAGUUCGUCAGAAGAGACUUUCUUCUGGACGAGGUCAACGGGCUGCUGCCAGACGACAAACUUACGAUAUUCUGUGAGAUCAGCGUAUUUGAUUAUGUAAGAUCCAGUUACGAUCCAGUAACAAUACCGUUUAAACCCGAUAAUGUCGGGUUACUGCUUUUCGAAAAUCCAGAAUUUUCCGACAUAACGGUUCGUGUCGAUGGAAGAGAGAUCCAGGCGCACAAAGCAAUUCUUGAUGUACAAAGUGACUACUUCUCGAGAAUGUUAAAAAGCGAAAUGUCGGAAACACAAAACAAUUACGUGACAAUUGAAGACAUAGAUUAUGAAACCGUUAGAGAAAUGUUGCGAUUUAUUUACACCGGUAAAGUGGAGAAUUCCGAGAAUCUGGGCAAAAUCACGGACCUGUUAGUGGCAACGGACAAGUAUGAGUUAACGAAGCUAAAAGUAAUGUGCGAGAAAAUACUUUGCACACGGUUAACCGUUGAGAACGCAGCAGAGAUCCUCAUACUUGCCGAUUUCUAUAGGGCCGAUUAUCUGAAGGCAGAGGCGCUAGACAUCAUUAAAUCAUAUCUGACGGAUGUAACCGAUACCAAGGGCUAUAAAUCCAUGGAGAAUUCUCACCCGCACCUGGUAUCGGAAGUUGUACAAUCUCUGGCGAAACAUAAGUGAAACGACGCUGAAAGCAGUCACCGCGCGCUCACCCCAGAGAUGGAUGAAGUUAUGAACUUGGCACCGAGUUGGAGCGCAUUGGCGUUAAUCGCCAAGUUCUGCGAAUUUAAUCAAUAAUCUUCCGCACUUUCACGUUUCCUGGAUGCGUUCGAUUAUUUUGCAAUUAAAACAGACACCGUCCAUUCCCUAGAUUUUGAGAAUAUAAGUUAUGGUAAAUAAACGAAAAAAAAUACAAUAAAAAAAAUGAUGUACGUUGUGAACACGACGAUAUUAACUAAAUUCAUAAAUGUUCUAUUAAAUAAGAAAUUAAUA